This is a messenger RNA of Oppiella nova, 429 nucleotides long. The record is from the annotation of a GenBank genome assembly. Lineage: Eukaryota; Metazoa; Arthropoda; Arachnida; Sarcoptiformes; Oppiidae.
AUGACAACGUAUUCACUGCAAGAGAACAAAACUUUGUGUAACUCCUCUCCGGUCACGAAUUCGGUGCAAAUCCCAGUCCCAGUCAUUCCAUUCAAAGUCCCAAUCAAACGGAUUCACAAUAAGACACCGAAUCAGAGAUUUAUUUUACCAAAACUUGUGCCCAUUUCUCCCAAUCCUGUCAAUUCAAGUCCCGAAGCACUUGUGAUCCGAAGUUCCAGCAAAUACCCGAAGUUGACGCCUCCUCGUUACAAAACGCCCAAACAUUUCCCACUCGACACCGAGCUUACCAAACAAGAGGGUUCGCUCCUAAAGCCCCCGAUUCUGACCACUCGACCCACAAUUCUGAAGCCUUUCAUUGUUUCCUCAAAUGAUGUAGGUUUGCAUUCAAGCAAUUCAGUGACGGGUCCCGUAAUCAAUGUGCCCAAUAUA